ACAAAAAUCCCCCGUUCCUCCUUCUCAGGCUUCCCCUUCUUCCUCCACAUCGAUCCCCUCCCCCCUCCACUCGUCUCCAAAAUCGCCAGCGAGAGCCAUGCCGCCUCCUCCCCUGCCCUCGCCGAGCCUGACCGACUGACCCCACCUCGCCACUGUUCUUUCCCUUCCACCUGGGCCCCACAGCGCCCCCUUACCGUCGCCACCAAAUCCCCAAAUCCCGGAGGCACGAGGAGGGAAUUCGUCGCCUGACCGAUCGGCCGAUCCACUGCCGUCGGCACCCCAAUCCGCCGCUGCCGCCAUGUUCAACAAGAUCAUCAAGAGGGGAAACCGCAAGGGCGCGCGCGGGGACAACGCGGAGGCCGCCGCGCGCCCCGCAGCGCCCUCCUCGUCCUCCGGGAGCGGCGGCGGCGGCGCGGGGGCAGCCGCGCCCGUCACCGUCAACCACGCCUCCCGGGCCACAGCGCCUUCGCCGUCCUCGCCCACUUCGCCGCACGUGGCGCCGUCUGCGCUUGCGACCAACCCGGCGGGGGCGGCGUCGCCGCCACUCCUCGAGCCGCUCCCGCUCCUCCGCGACGUCGCCGCCGCGGAUCGCCCGGGCCUCUUCCUCCGCAAGCUCCGCAUCGUCGCCGCGCUCUUUGACCUUUCGGACUCGCUCAAGCACCCGCGGGAGAAGGAGGCCAAACGCCAGGCUCUCCUCGAGCUCGUCGAUUACGUGCAGGCUCCAGCUCAGGCUGCGGGCGCCAACGCACCCACGCGCCUCCCGGACCACGUCCAGGAGGCGCUCGUCGCCGCCAUCUCUGCCAACAUCUUCCGCCCGCUGCCACCCGCGCUGCACGAAUCCGCCGCCGCGAUCGACCCCGGCGCCGCGCCCGACGAGGAGGAGGAGCCAUACCUCGACCCCUCCUGGCCACACCUCCAGCUCGUCUAUGAGCUCCUUCUCCGAUACGUUGUUUCGCCCGACACCGACACCAAGGUCGCCAAGCGGUAUGUGGACCACGCCUUCGUCCUCCGUCUCCUCGACCUCUUUGACUCCGAGGAUCCGCGUGAGCGCGAGUACCUCAAGACCGUGCUCCACCGCAUCUAUGGCAAGUUCAUGGUACACCGACCAUUCAUUCGCAAGGCCAUCAACAAUGUGUUCUACCGGUUCAUCUUUGAAACGCAGCGCCACAAUGGCAUAGGGGAGCUCCUUGAGAUCCUUGGAAGCAUCAUUAAUGGCUUUGCCUUGCCAAUGAAGGAGGAGCACAAGCUAUUCCUUGCCCGUGCUCUCAUCCCCCUGCAUAAGCCCAAAUCUGUUGCGAUCUACCAUCAGCAGCUGUCCUAUUGUAUUGUUCAGUUCGUUGAGAAGGACUACAAAUUAGCAGAUACUGUGAUUAGGGGUCUGCUCAAAUACUGGCCAGUCACAAACUGCCAGAAAGAGGUGUUGUUUCUGGGGGAGCUUGAAGAAGUGCUCGAGGCAACACAGCCUGCAGAGUUCCAGCGGUGCAUGGUGCCACUGUUCAAGCAGAUUGGACGAUGCCUUAACAGUUCUCACUUCCAGGUUGCUGAACGUGCUUUGUUCUUGUGGAACAAUGAUCAUAUUGUAAGCUUGAUAGCACAAAAUCGUGUUGUUAUAUUUCCAAUUAUAUUUGAAGCUCUUGAGAGGAAUAUACAGAGCCACUGGAAUCAAGCAGUUCAUGGUCUCACUGCAAAUGUGCGCAAGAUGUUUUUGGACAUGGACAGUGAACUAUUUGAAGAGUGCCAGCAGCAGUACAUGGAGAAACAAGCGAAAGCCAAAGAGAUACAGGAACAACGAGAAUCAGCAUGGAGACAAUUGGAAGCUGUUGUUGCUGCCAAGGCUGCUGGAGAUGACAUGGUUUUGGUCAACUAGUUCACAAAAAGAUGGAAUAUAUCUGUACCAAAGUUUCAAUUUAUUAUGGACAUUUAGUUCUUAGUAAUGUCAAUCAGACCAAGCAUCCAUAAGUAUGCAAACAUCGUUUGAAAGGAUGUUUAUGCUUUCUCAGAUGAUAGCUGCUCACUUAUUUCAUGAGCGUCAUGUGCGCUUAUCGAGGCAACAAGGUAUCGGUGCUAGUUGCGGUGCUCUUAUAUCAACAUUGUUGACUUGGGACUAUCAGAUCCAUGUUCCUUGCAUCAGUGCAAAAAAAUGCGGACCGAGUUUGAACACAUUGGCGGCAGCGAAAGCCAAUUCAUGCAGAAUUUCUUUGCCUAGUGAGAUCCUGCUGUAGUUCUGAGCCCUUGCUUUAUUCAGCCCCUCCUUUUCUGUUGUGUUAAUUUAUGAAUAAUUGGACUCUUGUGUUAAUCCUUCAGUGUCUGCCCUAGUUACGGACCCACAAUUGGGAAAAUCCAAGUAGAGAAAAUUACUGAGCUAGAUUGAAAUCUUUUCAAUUUAUUUUUCCUUUUUUACUUCUUUUCUCCUUGUUGGGAGUUAAUUUCAGUUCAUGUUGUUGUAUGGAGGUAACAGCACAAAUGCAGAUAAAAGCUCAUCUGUAGUAGGAACUGUUUCGACGUUGCUGUGGUUGUUUUAGCAAUAUAAUGGCUCACUGGUACGCCCGAUUAAGUUCUGGUACC
This is a messenger RNA of Zea mays, 2565 nucleotides long. RefSeq lists its product as uncharacterized. Gene Ontology annotation, cellular component: protein phosphatase type 2A complex. Gene Ontology annotation, molecular function: protein phosphatase regulator activity. The transcript is spliced from 3 exons. Gene Ontology annotation, biological process: signal transduction. The record is from RefSeq and is a predicted model, not a curated record. Bases 299 to 1867 code for a protein of 522 amino acids. NCBI's taxonomy places the organism in Eukaryota, Viridiplantae, Streptophyta, Magnoliopsida, Poales, Poaceae.